Molecule: messenger RNA, 1382 nt
Organism: Betta splendens (Siamese fighting fish)
Lineage: Eukaryota; Metazoa; Chordata; Actinopteri; Anabantiformes; Osphronemidae
Exons: 7
Coding region: 1-792 (263 amino acids)
Source: RefSeq, a predicted model, not a curated record
AUGACUUUCCAGGUGAACGCCAAGGCUUUAUUAUCGGAAGGAGGCUUCAGCUGCGACCAGCGCGGCCCUGCUGCCUCCGGGUACUCGACACACGGGAGCUUCGGCGCGAGCUCGGGUUCAGUGCGAGUAUCUUCCACGCAGAACAACCACACGAUGCUGAGGAGGAAGUUCCCCGUGAUCCAGCCUUUAAGGAAGUCCAGCGAUGGCAGAGCCGCGGUUCGACACGUCGUGGUGGGAGGGUUACCUGUCUCUGCCAACGACGACCGGCUGCUGUCCAAGGACUCUGACCUGAUGAAAGACAUCUGUGGGAGACACUUUGUAUUUGAUAAGAAAUGUGCACGGUUGGAGAGAGCAAGUACCGUGAUUCCUCGACUGCCAAGAGACUACAGCGUGGCCAGACCUGGCAACCUGUAUCCAUUCAGCUUCUCCAAGGAGCUUUCCCACAGCCAUGCACGGCGGCCCUUCACCCUGGGCUACCCUGAAAGAUACGGACUGAAGACAAACCCAGCCAUCCUCUUCCCUCCCACUUUAGUCCUGAAUGGUAGAAACACCUUCCCAGUGGAGAACUGCAAGCUCAGCAGGCCCAAGGUGAAUUAUCCAACGUACAACUUAGUGACUGUUAAAGACAAUCAGAAGACCUCCUGUCACACAGACCAGUCCUAUCCAGACCCCAUGGUCAAAGCCUCGCGCUCUUUCGUCCACAGGAUUUCCGAGCUGUCCUCUCUGGAGGGCGAGACGGUGCGACAAGAACGCCUCAAGAAACUGAGGAAAGCCAGAAAACUUCCAUCCUGACAAUCACCCUCCUCCCAGUCACACUGGUCGAGGAUUAAAACCUUUGAGUCUGUGCCAAAAACAUCUGAGGAAAAUCAAACAUUCAGGGCUCCUUGUUCCUUCCAGUGGCUGGUUCUAACUGCUUGUUUAUCCUCCGUGGUAUUAGUUUCCUGCUCAACGUGGCUCGUCUUUAUAUUCUGGGACUCCUGACCUGAGCUCAUAUACAAAGUAUUCAUUGUGGUAAAGUGCAGUAUUUGCUCCAGCCAGAAAUGGUGAUGCUGAAUAUUGAAUAAAUGUAAUAUUUUGUAUAAUGACUCCCAGCUCUCUGUAGUUUUCCACUGAUGAUCUGCAUGAAAGUCCAUUUAUUGGACCUUCCCUACGGCUUCUGAUGGCUGUUAUACUGCCACACUCCUGCUGUAUUCUUAGUAUGUUGUGUUUGCUGUCAGGUUUGAAUGUGUUGCAGACAUAUCCCUAUCGAGCUUUGUUCAGCAACUAGAAAAAAAUAUAUAUAUAUAUAUUUAAAUAUAUAUAGAGAGAUAUUAAAUAGUUACGUCAAACCAUUUUUGUGCCUUAUUAAAUGUCUUCCUGAAAUUAAACAAAUUUAUCUUUUG